AUGAGUGGUACCUUUACACCCGAGCAGCGCAUUCACAUUGUUGAUUCAUUUGCCUGCACCCUUUACCACCGUGUUAAACAGCACCCUACCCAAAACGACAUCGCUGAUAUCAUUGGAGAGCUACAUGGUAGCCUUCGACGGCUAAAUGUUGAGGCCGGCGAUUUCAACUCCCUUCUACGAGACCCGCGGAGUGCUUACUCUGGCCAACUCGUCUCAGUCAUCGACGACUGUGACGGCACUCUCAGACAUCUCCAAUAUACACUCGACAAUCAAGGCCGAGCGCUAGGUGUCAUUAGAUCGCAGUUAUGGAGCAGAAUCUCAACCAUCAACAGGCUGAUCGACGCCGUUCAGAUGCAGCACCGGAGGGGCAUGCAGACAACUUCCAGGCCACCCGGUGGGCGUGGGAGAGGAGGGCGUCGGAAUUCGAAAGAUUUAACCCCACGGUCCAGUUCUCGGGACGAUUAUUCGUAUCAUCCAACUCCAACUAGCUCCCAACCGAAGACAGUCCCUCCCCCAGUCCCACCCAAGAUCCCUCUCGACAAACCCUACAAUCAAGUUGGGGAUUCAUCUUCGCCGGAGUACGAUAACUCGGGUUAUUCAUAUAUCCUCACAACAUCGAUUUCGACAAACGAUACAACUGCCAAAGACAAUACAGACCGCCGAUUUGUCAGGUCGCCAUCGCGUUCCCAGUAUCACCAUAGAAGAGUGAUCGAGUCUGGCCUGGCACCUGAUAGCUAUGGCCAACCAAUCCCCAUGGACGCUGAAUGGACCAAAAUUGACCGCGACAUUGUCAGCCCUGGUAUUCUUGAACUUGCCGGAGUCAGAUACGAAGCAAGGCCUUCAUACGUCGCGGUGCUCGGGCGGCUUUCAAAGGAUCAAAUCUCUGCGUUUGCUAGACAAACUGCCAAUUACCGAGCGGGGAGACCCAUUCACCCCGAGGACUGGCAACUCUUUAAACAAAGAGUGCCAAAAACUCAAAGAAGGACAUCCGAUAGCAGCAACAGCAGUCAGGCUGAAUCUAUCGCAUUGCGUUUGACUGUUGAUCCUCGUAGGAAGAGGCGUUCAACCACCAGCGACGUGCCUCCCAAAUCAGUUCUGAAGAAGCGAAGCAUGAACAGGGUUCGGUUUGACCCCAAUCCUGAAGAAAUCAACCCUGAACCAAGUUCAGUACAAGGCGAUCGAGAGAAGGCCCACCCAAGCCGAAGCCAAAGCUAUGAUGAACGUGAUCACAUUUACGAAUUGUCAGGGAGCUCCCCUCCCCGACGCCCUCGGAGUGCCUCCCGUGCAAGCAGCAUGAACGACCGACCCCGCAGCUACUCAUACGAUGUCGACCGCGACUACUACUCUCCGAGCUCGGGGUAUGAUGACUAUGAUCGACGAUCUCACCGGAGUGACGGUCGGAGGUCGCGCCUAAGUAUAAGUGGCACUGCCAAUCGUUUGCUCUCUGCCCUUAGCAGCAAGGGCAGCAGCCAGAGUCAGAGCAGAGGUGACAGAGACUUGGCGUACAAUUAG
This is a messenger RNA of Clonostachys byssicola, 1512 nucleotides long. The record is from the annotation of a GenBank genome assembly. Lineage: Eukaryota; Fungi; Ascomycota; Sordariomycetes; Hypocreales; Bionectriaceae.